CCAAAACCCCAGUCACCAGUAGAAACUCACAUCUCCAAGAAAAAAGAAAAAAGAAGAACAAAAGAUAGAAAAAAGAGGACAUCCCAACUUGCCUCUUCCCAUAUUUGAGAAACAACAUCUGAUGUGAUUCUGUCCCUUUUAAUACAAUAACAAUAUUUUAUAUGGUGUUGCAAGAGGAGAGAGAGAGAGGGUGUUGAUAUACAGAUGGAAGGAAAGCUGGGGGCUGUGUUUUGAGACAGAGACAGAGACCCUUUCAUCACUAUUUUUAUAUGUUCUUUGAAGAGAGAGUUGAUUUAUAGGUGUUGUGUUUUUAAUUGAGAGAGAGAGAGAGAGAGAGAGAGAGAGAGAGAGAGAGAGAGAGAUGGGAACAAGUGGGGGGUGCAGCAUAGUGUGGUUUAGGAGGGAUCUAAGGGUGGAGGACAACCCAGCACUAGCAGCAGGGGUGAGAUCUGGUGCAGUGGUUGCAGUGUUCAUAUGGGCACCUGAGGAAGAGGGUCAAUUCCACCCAGGGAGGGUCUCUAGGUGGUGGCUUAAACAUAGCUUGGCCCACCUUGAUAGCUCCUUGAGGAGCCUUGGUACCUCUCUCAUCACCAAGAGGUCCCCUGACAGUGUUUCUUCUCUCCUUGAUAUUGUCAAAUCCACAGCUGCAACUAACCUCUUCUUCAACCACCUCUAUGACCCAUUGUCUCUAGUGAGGGAUCACCGUGCCAAGGAGAUUUUGACCGCUCAAGGGAUAGUGGUCCGUUCAUUUAAUGCGGAUUUGCUCUAUGAGCCAUGGGAAGUUAAUGAUGCGCAUGGGAACCCAUUUUCAACAUUCGCAUCUUUCUGGAACAGAUGCCUUAGCAUGCCUAAUGAUCCAGCGGCUCCCCUGCUCCCUCCCAAAAGGAUAACAUCAGGGGAUGUGUCAAUGUGCUCUUCUGACCCUCUGGUGUUUGAAGAUGAGUUCGAGAAGGGAAGCAACGCUCUUCUUGCUCGGGCAUGGUCGCCAGGAUGGAGCAGUGCUGACAAGGCUCUAACGGCCUUCAUUAACGGGCCGUUGCUUGAGUACUCCGUGAACCGCAGGAAAGCAGACAGCGCAACAACUUCUUUUCUCUCGCCGCACCUGCAUUUCGGUGAGGUGAGUGUCCGGAAAGUCUUUCAUCUGGUCCGAAUCAAGCAGGUUGCUUGGGCCAACGAAGGAAACACCGCAGGCGAAGAGAGUGUGAACUUGUUCCUCAAGUCCAUCGGUCUUCGAGAGUAUUCAAGAUACUUCUGCUUCAACCAUCCAUACAGUCACGAAAGGCCCCUUCUUGCACACCUUAAGUUCUUUCCAUGGGUGAUCAACGAAGGUUAUUUUAAAGCAUGGAGGCAAGGUCGAACUGGGUAUCCACUGGUGGAUGCUGGCAUGAGGGAGCUGUGGGCCACUGGUUGGCUACACGAUCGGAUACGCGUGGUGGUGUCCAGCUUCUUCGUGAAGGUCAUGCAGCUACCAUGGAGAUGGGGAAUGAAGUACUUUUGGGACACACUUUUAGAUGCAGAUCUUGAAAGCGAUGCUCUUGGGUGGCAAUAUAUCUCUGGGACUCUUCCCGAUGGCCGUGAAUUCGAUCGCAUAGAUAACCCACAGUUCGAAGGUUAUAAAUUCGAUCCAAAUGGAGAAUACGUGCGGCGGUGGCUUCCUGAACUGGCAAGGUUACCAACUGAAUGGAUACACCACCCAUGGAAUGCCCCUGAAUCAGUUCUCCAAGCCGCAGGAGUUGAGCUGGGUUCGAACUACCCUCUUCCCAUCGUGGAAAUAGCUGCAGCGAAAGAGAGGCUGCAGGAAGCUCUUUCGGAGAUGUGGCAACAGGAAGCUGCUUCGAGAGCUGCAAUCGAGAAUGGGACAGAGGAAGGGCUCGGAGACUCUUCAGAGUCUCCAGUUAUUGCUUUUCCCCAAGAAAUACUAAUGGAGGUGGACCGUGAUCCUGAGCCGGUUAGGAACAAUAAUGCUACAACAGUGACUAGACAACAUGAGGAUCAAAUGGUCCCGAGCAUGACCACCUCGUUGCUUAGAGUCGAAGAAGAAGAACUGUCUUCGGACCGUGGGAUCUCUGUUGAAGAUAGCAGACCGGAAGUCCCAUCAAACAUAAACAUUACUCCAGAGCCGCAGACAGAAGUAAUAAAUCAAAGGGCUGCACAGAUGGCCAUGAAUAAUACUGCGCAGUUUAAUGUGACUGUCGGGCUGCAAAAUGUUGACCAUUCGUUGGCAGAAUCAUCCAGUAGUGGUAGUGGGAGAGAGAGAGAUGGGGGCGUAGUUCCAGUGUGGUCGCCCACAACGUCUAGUCGCUCUGAGCAGUUUGCAGGUGAAGAAAUGGGUCUUGGAAGCGGCUCGUCUUAUUUGCAGAGGCACCCGCAGUCUCACCAGCUGAUGAAUUGGAGGCGGCUUUCACAAACUGGGACAAGAAGCUGGGAGGUGGAGAAUGCCGUGCAGCCUAAUGCUAUCGGGUAGACCCAACCAAUAGCAAAACUGCCUGUGUGUACAUUUACAAUCCAUCUUUGAAUCCCCUUCGGCCCAUCGCAGCUGCCACAGCUUCAUCACCCAAGAGCCCAAAAUCCCAAAUCGGUGUCGACAGCGUAAUCCUCUCUGCCGCCUUUUCUGUACCAUAUUCUGCUUUGCUGUAUAGUAAUGGUUCUUUAAGGGGAGUGAGUGUCUUGUAAAAGAGAUCAUGUCAAGUUCUACGUAUAUUCCUUUCUUUCUUUCUUUCUUUCUUUCUUUUUUAUUGGAAUCAGGAGAGUCAUGAGAAGGUAUUGUUUACUGUAUUCGUGCUUUGUGCAUCUCCUCUCAUUAGUCAUCAAAAUCCAUGACUUCGGUAGAAUAAAUUGAUGUACCUUUAUGAAAUUGUGCUCGUGUAUGUGUGAUUACUUUUCCUGUUCGGGGGUCUGUUUGGAUGUACAUUUCAGUUAGAUUGCGACAUGCGGCGAUGUAAAAAAUGACGAGUGCUCAUGGUACUUUCUAUUAGAAGUAUUAGCUUCAAUUGA
Messenger RNA from Magnolia sinica, 2994 nucleotides. Its product is annotated as cryptochrome-1. The coding region runs from base 362 to 2464 and encodes 700 amino acids. Gene Ontology annotation, cellular component: cytoplasm; nucleus. The transcript has 5 exons. Gene Ontology annotation, biological process: circadian regulation of gene expression; entrainment of circadian clock by photoperiod; blue light signaling pathway. Gene Ontology annotation, molecular function: blue light photoreceptor activity; DNA binding; FAD binding. Lineage: Eukaryota; Viridiplantae; Streptophyta; Magnoliopsida; Magnoliales; Magnoliaceae. The record is from RefSeq and is a predicted model, not a curated record.